AUGCCGCGCCCUCUGCGCAAGAGAAGCGAACCUCCAGCGCGACGUGUCAAAGUUCUUGACAACGAUGGCUGGACGCACAUCACAUCCACAAGGGCCACUACCACUCAGCCCCGCGCCCCAAAACCAAACGACCAGCUCACACCCGCAGAGAUCCCAGACGGGUUGACAUUCGAUAAAUUGAAAGAAAAAUAUGAGUGGCACAAGCAGCGGUGGCUAGAAUCUCAAAGCUGGGCCUCGGUGAAGGAAGUCUUAGAACUAAAUGUUAGCCGCAUGGCGGGAAACAUUGAAAAUUGUAUCUGCAUUGGGCUAGGGAGCCCGAGUGGACUUUCGCGUGGAGGAUGGGUAGAUCGCCGAAGUAUUUCUAUGUUUCAGCUUGUCGCGCUGGAAUCGAUACUAGGGCUUUUCUGUACGUUUACCAAUGUGCAAUUCUCGCCUUUCUUGUUGGAAAAUCGGGGGAAGAAGAAUGCUGAUGGUUAUCUGCCCUCCGUCAUGGCAUGUACAACAUAUGUAGCACGAGAAAAUAUUAAAAUUUCUGGAGGUGUCUAUGCUCAAGACCCUAUCUUCAAUGAUAUGGACAAGAAGCUCCUUAAAUCCAUUGGGCUCACUGUAGUUGAGGACCCUAAAGCUUUUUCAAUGGUUAAAACAAGGACCUUUCUAUAUGCUCCUGGUGCUGAAAGAAUUCACCUUGUGGAGCUACUUUCACAAAAUCCUGUAAUUUUGUUCGCCAACUCUUUGGACUCAACUCACUCGGCGGCUUUGGAAGAAGCUACUUUCCAACAAUUCAUCGACAAAAAAGAGUGCCUCUCGCUGCCGGAGUUUGAAUCAAAUCCAAACGCCUUUUAUAAGGCAACGAUAUACUGGCAAGGAGCAGAGAAAGCUGGGCACAGUCCAGCUUGA
Molecule: messenger RNA, 897 nt
Organism: Ophidiomyces ophidiicola
Lineage: Eukaryota; Fungi; Ascomycota; Eurotiomycetes; Onygenales; Onygenaceae
Exons: 1
Coding region: 1-897 (298 amino acids)
Source: RefSeq, a predicted model, not a curated record